Molecule: messenger RNA, 3361 nt
Organism: Hipposideros armiger (great roundleaf bat)
Lineage: Eukaryota; Metazoa; Chordata; Mammalia; Chiroptera; Hipposideridae
Gene: RARS2
Product: arginyl-tRNA synthetase 2, mitochondrial
Exons: 20
Coding region: 228-1769 (513 amino acids)
Biological process (GO): mitochondrial translation; arginyl-tRNA aminoacylation
Cellular component (GO): mitochondrion; cytoplasm
Molecular function (GO): ATP binding; arginine-tRNA ligase activity
Source: RefSeq, a predicted model, not a curated record
UGACCAAUUGUUGUCAUCUAGUUGUAAACUGAAAUAUUCAUGUUGGGAAGAUAUUUAUCCACAUUCAGCUUUCCAGAGUAUUGGAUCUUCCACCAGAAAACUUGAUCAAGUCAAUAUCUGCAAUUCCAAUUUCGAGAAAACAAGAAGUAGCAGAUUUUCAGCUUUCUGUGGAUUCUCUAUUGGAGAACAGCAAUGACCAUUCAAGACCAGACAUUCAAGUUCAAGCCAUGCAACUGGCAGAGAAGCUAAAAUGUGAUACGGUAGUGAGUGAAAUCAGCACUGGUCAAGGAACUGUAAAUUUCAAAAUAAACAGAGAACUAUUAACAAAGACAGUGCUACAACAAGUAAUUGAAGAUGGCUCAAAAUAUGGAUUAAAAAGUGAGCUUUUCUCUGGUCUUCCGCAGAAGAAGAUCGUGGUUGAAUUCAGUUCACCUAACGUUGCCAAAAAAUUUCACGUUGGACAUUUACGUUCUACCAUCAUAGGAAAUUUCAUAGCAAAUCUCAAAGAAGCUUUAGGACAUCAAGUAACCAGAAUAAAUUACCUUGGAGAUUGGGGCAUGCAGUUUGGUCUUCUGGGAACUGGCUUCCAACUGUUUGGCUAUGAGGAAAAACUCCAGUCCAACCCUUUACAGCAUCUCUUUGAAGUUUAUGUACAAGUUAAUAAAGAAGCAGCAGAUGAUAAAAGUGUAGCAAAAUCAGCACAGGAGUUCUUCCGGCGAUUGGAACUGGGUGACAUGCAAGCACUUGCACUGUGGCAGAAAUUUCGGGAUUUAAGCAUAGAAGAGUACAUUCGGAUUUACAAGCGUCUAGGAGUACACUUUGAUGAAUACUCAGGAGAAUCAUUUUAUCGUGAAAAAUCUCAAGAAGUCUUAAAGUUGCUGGACAGUAAAGGACUCCUACAGAAAACAAUAAAAGGAACAGCUGUAGUGGAUCUUUCUGGGAAUGGUGACCCCUCCUCAAUUUGUACGGUAAUGCGAAGUGAUGGGACUUCUCUCUAUGCAACCAGAGAUCUUGCAGCUGCUAUAGAUCGAAUGGACAAGUAUAACUUUGAUACAAUGAUUUAUGUGACAGAUAAAGGGCAAAAAAAGCAUUUUCAGCAAGUGUUCCAGAUGCUACAGAUCAUGGGGUAUGACUGGGCAGAAAGGUGCCAGCACGUACCCUUUGGAGUAGUGCAAGGGAUGAAGACUCGAAGAGGAGAUGUUACUUUUCUGGAAGAUGUCUUAAAUGAGAUUCGAUUAAGGAUGCUACAGAACAUGGCUUCUAUUAAGACUACCAAAGAACUCGAGAACCCUCAGGAGACUGCAGAGAGGGUUGGGCUCGCAGCGCUCAUUAUUCAGGACUUCAGAGGCUUACUCUUGUCUGACUAUCAGUUCAGCUGGGAUCGUGUUUUCCAGAGUCGUGGGGACACAGGCGUCUUCCUACAGUACACGCACGCCCGCCUCCACAGUUUGGAAGAGACUUUUGGAUGUGGUUAUCUAAAUGACUUCAACACUGCUUGUUUACAAGAGCCACAGUCUGUUUCAAUUCUCCAGCAUCUUCUCAGGUUCGACGAGGUGCUUUAUAGAUCAUCUCAGGACCUUCAACCCAGGCACAUUGUCAGUUACCUUCUAACUCUAAGUCAUCUUGCCGCUGUGGCACACAAAACACUGCACAUAAAAGACAGCCCUCCUGAAGUGGCUGGGGCUAGACUUCAUCUUUUCAGAGCUGUCCGUUCUGUCCUAGCCAAUGGAAUGAAACUUCUUGGGAUAACACCUGUAUGUAGGAUGUAAUUUCUCAAUAAAAUGGCUUUUUAAAUGCUAAAUGAAUUCUAGUUAUCUAGACUUACGCCUUGCUGUUUAGAAUUUAAACUAUUAUUCCGUGUCAGAAUCUAUAUUUUAUUGUCUAUGUGAUUUAUCAACUUAUUAAAUCUUUAUACUUAAAAAAAAUCAUCUGCGUUUCCUCAUAGUCAAUAAGUAUUAAAUAGACUUGUAAAACUAAGUUUAUUUUUUUAAGAUUCAUUGUGGUCUAAUGGGAUUAAGUAUUAGAGUUUAAACUCUGAGGUUUCUCACAGUGUCCUUCAAGAAACUGUUUUAUAACUGAGAUUAUCUAAUGUUUUCAUCAAAUACAAUUGAUGAGGAAAAAAAAAAUCUCAAUUUUCUUGUAGUGAUGACUAGUUCUGAAUAAAUUUAGGGAGACCAAUAUUAAGCCUUUUUGCCAAGACAGCUGACAACUCCCAGAGAAGAGAUCUCGUACUUAUCUUUUCGUUGAUAUAUACAGGUAACUCUUACUAGGUGAACUCGGGAACUGAAUACAUUUGAAUAACAAGGAAUUACUUGUACAGGUAUUGUAUUAGGAUCUUUUUGUAAAAAUUAGUUAAACCACAAUUUGAAAUGGAGUUUCUUAAACCAUUUACUUCAUGUGUCUGCAUAAUAGUAAAGCAUAUUUUGUGUAACUUGUUUGGGUAACAUGAGUAGUUUGUGAUGUUUGAUCAGUACAGCUUUCCUCUCCCGGCCUUUCCAUUUGGGUCUGCUAUAAUUUAUUUUAAAUGUUGCUACUAGAAGUCUUCGAAAUACCAACAACAGUCUAUUUUUAUGAAUAGAAGCAAAUUAGUAUGAACCAAAGCUUCUCUAGUUGAAGAAACAGUUUUAUAUUAGCAAGUAUGGUAUACCUUCGUAGUCCUAAAAGGAGAUCAUCUAUAUAGUCUCAAUUUCAAGUGAGUUAGUUUCCAGAAUGCUAAUUUUCUAUUUAAAGUUAUCAUUAAGAUUUCCUUAGCACAAACCAGCCAUAGAAUAAAAGUGUACAAUUGGGAUGUGUUUUUCAUGUCCAAUAUCCUUUUCCACUUUUUUGGAGAAACGUUCCUCUUCCCAGAUCUGUUGUAGCCUCCUCAGUAUUAGAAUCUUGAGUGAAAUGACAGAAGGACAGUGAUGGUUAGAACAAAGUCUUUCCAAAAGCAGAUCCCUAAAAAGACUGUUCAUUAAUUCUGCAACCUACAGCCCUUAUAGCCUUGAUUGCAGUCCUUGUUAUAAACUCUUUAAUUUUCUUUUUUUUUUGCUUAAGGCUUACCGGAGCUAUUGGGUUGUCGGAAAAGUCAUGACGCAUUUUUGCGAGGAAAAACACAAAAAAUAUGUCAUGACUUUUCCGACAGCCCAUAUUAUUUGCAACCAAAGAACCUUAACUGAUAUAAUUCCAAUAUAGAGAAAAUUAAAAAUGUAAUGGUUUUGUUUUUACAUUAUCUUAAUGGUCGUAUCUACAAUACAAAAAGUGAUCUAACAGAUUUCAUAUAAAUAAAGUUUAUUGCUGAAUUUCCCCAUUAACAUUAUAGAAAUUUUUUUUAAAAAACAGAAUUUCACAAAUUGAGAGCCCCACAUGUUAAACAUACUUU